This is a messenger RNA of Aureobasidium musti, 201 nucleotides long. Lineage: Eukaryota; Fungi; Ascomycota; Dothideomycetes; Dothideales; Saccotheciaceae. The record is from the annotation of a GenBank genome assembly.
AUGGAAUUGACCGUCAUUAGNGAAUUCUCCCAAAUCUACCCUCAACCCGGAUGGCAUGAACAUGAUCCUGAGGAGAUUGUCUCCUCUGUACACAACUGCAUUGAGGGUGCCGUUGAGGCCUUCAAGAAGGACGGAAACUCAGUCGACAGCAUCAAGGCCAUUGGCAUCACAAAUCGUGAGGAUCCCUUCGCCAUUGCCUGA